This is a messenger RNA of Malassezia vespertilionis, 1392 nucleotides long. RefSeq names its product homoserine O-acetyltransferase (gene cys2). Gene Ontology annotation, molecular function: L-serine O-acetyltransferase activity; homoserine O-acetyltransferase activity. The record is from RefSeq and is a predicted model, not a curated record. NCBI's taxonomy places the organism in Eukaryota, Fungi, Basidiomycota, Malasseziomycetes, Malasseziales, Malasseziaceae. The coding region runs from base 1 to 1392 and encodes 463 amino acids. Gene Ontology annotation, biological process: L-homoserine metabolic process. The transcript is spliced from 2 exons.
AUGCGGUUACUGCAGCGUGCCGGCGUGUCUCUCUCACGAAGAGGGCUGCGCACACCCCCCUUUGUGCGCUAUGCGAGCCAGGCGGCAGCAAAAGCGCCUGCUGCAGGCAUGCUUUUCCCCUGCGUCGACAGGAACGAGCUUCGCGAUCGUGAACUGCGCACCGCAAAAGAGCGCGGUGUCGAGGCGAGCGAAGCAGUCGGAGCGAGCGCGAGCGGCUUUGGGCCCGAGCCAGCGUACCAAAAGGUUGUCGCUGGGUACGAGCUUUUCGAAUACCUCCACGAGUACCCGUUGGACUAUGGCAGCACGCUCCCCUCGUUCAAAAUCGCGUAUGAGACGUGGGGCACUAUGAACGAGGCAAAAGACAAUGUGAUCCUGCUGCAUACAGGCCUUUCUGCGAGCUCGCAUGCGGCCAGCACGGCGAAGAACUCAGCCGAAGGCUGGUGGGAAACCUAUAUUGGCCCUGGCAAGGCACUGGAUACCAAUCGGUUUUUUGUAGUGUGCACCAACGUGCUCGGUUCCUGCUAUGGAAGCACAGGCCCCUCGAGUCCGUACCCUCUCGACCCGACCGGCGAGCCGUACGCCACACGAUUUCCCGUGCUCAGCAUCUUCGACAUGGUCCGCGCGCAGUUUUUGCUCCUGGACCACCUUGGCGUGGACAAACUGUAUGCGAGCAUUGGAUCGAGCAUGGGCGGAAUGCAGAGUAUUGCCGCGGCGCAUUUGUACCCCGACAGAGUUGCACGCAUGGUUAGCAUUAGUGGCACUGCACGGUCUGCGCCCUCCGGCAUUGCACUUCGGCAUGCACAGCGGAGUGUCCUGAUGGCGGACCCAAAUUGGAACCGCGGAUACUACUACGGUGCUGGACAGAACCUACCGCAUACUGGAAUGAAGCUUGCGCGCCAGAUUGCCACUGUCACCUACCGCUCCGGUCCCGAAUGGGAGCAGCGAUUUGGCAGGAAGCGACGCAGCUUGGACAUUGACUCGAAAUCUCCGCGCGAUCGCGUGCCUGCACUGUGCCCUGACUUCAUGGUAGAGACGUACUUGGACCACCAAGGCGAGCAAUUUUGCCUUAAGUACGACGCAAAUUCGCUCAUCUACAUUUCCAAGGCGAUGGACUUGUUCGACAUGUCCGACGAUGCACUGGCCGAGCUCGGCGAGACGCGCUUUCUUUCCCACGGCGAGGAUGGCGGGCUGCCCAUCGUGCCUACGCAAGUCGCGCAUGCUGAGCUGCGGCGCAAGCACAUCUCCACCAUCUCGAAUCCCGGAGCACACACCUAUAUCCCUGCACUCAAGCGCGGCCUGCGCCGCCUCAACCAUAUUCCUGUGCUGAUCCUCGGUGUCCAGAGCGACAUUCUUUUCCCUGUCGAGCAGCAGCGAGAGCUGGCCGAUUUGUGA